AUGAAGCGACAAGGGCACGGUAAGGCAGGCAAAGGCGGCCGACAGUGGAAUGAACGGCUGUUCGUGGGCCAGGACAAGGUGGCUAUCUUUGGUGCCAACACCGGCUGCUGGUGGUGGCUCAUUCGCGACUGCCCUGGCCUCACCCACGCGCACGCGGUGGCCUCCAAAGGUGAAGUCAAGCUUACGGCCUCCAGCCAGGAGGCCCUCGGCGCCGCCGUCAUUCGCGUCUGGGAGAUAGCCUCGACCAUGGAGCACACCACCAUUGCCAUUCAGUCGGCGCAGGCUGACGAACUCAGCCAGCAACGGCACCGCAAGCUGAAGCAGGUGCAGGCCACCUCUGGGGCGUGGGUCCACCUCGACCCCCACUGCGUACUUCAUAUCAUUGGCCUGAAGAAGCAUGUGCUCAAGGCCAAGCAGCUGGUCGAACGGAUGCUCACCACUACAGUGACUCGAGAGUUGGGCUCGCUUGCCAGUCUGGUGGUGGGGCCAGAUGGUGCUACGGCCCAGGCAAUCUCCGACUCUUCGGGCGCCGAGCUCUGGGUGAGCGACUCGGGGCUGCUGACCAUCACAGGCUCUGAGGCAGCUGUCGCCCUCGCACUGAAGCAAGUGGCCGACGUCACGGCCUCGGUCAACGGGGCGAGGCGUUCCCUGCGACCCAAGCGAAGAGCACGCCACCGCAAGCUCAAGCAGCUCCCGCUCAAGCCGCGGCUCCUGUUCCUGCCCCUGCCGCAAAAGCGUCCCCGGCUCCUGCUUCGUCACCGGCUGCAGCUUCGGCCUCGGCUUCGGCUUUGGCUCCGACUCCGACUCCGGCUCCUGUUCAAGCUGCUAGUGGCGCCCGUUCACAAGGCCGACAAGCCAAAGGUGAGGUGGCUAUGGCAGGGAGAUCAGGGAGAAUGGACUCAGUACCCGCGCGAGCACGAAAAGGAGCUCGAGCGCAACUACAGCCAGUUGGUCCACAACGAAGCCGCCACCAUCCUGCACUUCACCGCCGACCGUUUUUCCUACCGGGUCAAGCGCACCCGCAGGGGCCAUCUCGUUCAGAUCAAUCAACAGACCCGCACAGAGAGGGCGGUCAAGCGAAAAGACGAGGCAGCGGAAGCCAAGAAGCAGACGAUGCUCACGUCGUCCAAGCAGCCGUGGUACUGGCGCAUGCCUCACCACGACGAUCACGAAGCCAAGAGAUUCCAACUCGCCCCCACCCACGCCCUCUAUCGGAAGGUCCACCGCAAAUUCUACAAAGAUCCCAGCAACAAUAAGUACAACAUUGUGGCGGUGGAGUUCAUUCAGUGCCCGAGAAGGUGGCGCGCCUACUCCUUCCACAGGCAGCAGUACCUCGACGCCGGUGGCCGAGCCGACAUCAGAUACGAGCGUCCGCUCUGGCACGGCACCGCCCUGGAAAACGUCUCGAAGAUCGCAGUCCAAGGCUUUCUCAGGCAGUUCGGCCAGCGGCAGGCCUACGGAGAUGGAGUCUACUUCGCCGUGAACGCUGCGUACUCGGCCAACCAAGCCUACUCCGUACCCGACAGCCAAGGCCUCCAAUACAUGUUCCUCUGCAAGGUCAUUGUGGGCGAGUACUGCAUAGGCUCCCCGGGCAUGCAGAUUCCUCCGCCCAAGAAGAGCAACAAGAACGAGACCUACGACUCGCUGGUCGACUGUGAGGACGACCCCACCAUGUUCGUCAUCUCGCGAGACGACCACGCCUACGCCGAGUUCGUCGUUACCUUCCAGGUCAAGGCCACCACGACGAACCACCACCCCACGCGCACCCACUUUGUACGUCCGGCGGCGGCUCCGGCCCCUGCCGCGCCGGCACUUGCCGCGCGUGCUCCAGCUCCCGCCAGUGCCACUUCUGCGGCCCCUUCCACCGCCACCACGAUCGGCAGCGCUGGCGCUACUGCGGUCACGGCGCCAUCGACGCCCCUGUCGCGGCCCCUCCACAACCCAUCAUCGACGCCCUCUUCCUCCACAUCCUAUUCGCCACUCUUCUCGUCGAGCCCUCUGCGCACAGUGAGCGGCGGCUCCCCGUACGGAAGCGGCCACGGCAUCUCGUCGCCCUCCAUGUCGUCAUCUUCUGCUCCAGCACCCACGUAUGCCGCGCGUACCCCGGCGCCCACGAGUGCUCCGGCUCCAUCUUCGCCCACGCCUUCCUCCACAGCGCCCAAGCCGACACCCGGCUGCCUCCUCAUGUGA
Molecule: messenger RNA, 2190 nt
Organism: Acanthamoeba castellanii str. Neff
Lineage: Eukaryota; Discosea; Longamoebia; Acanthamoebidae
Product: Poly(ADPribose) polymerase catalytic domain containing protein
Exons: 8
Coding region: 1-2190 (729 amino acids)
Biological process (GO): negative regulation of gene expression
Cellular component (GO): cytoplasm; nucleus
Molecular function (GO): RNA binding; NAD+ poly-ADP-ribosyltransferase activity; transcription corepressor activity
Source: RefSeq, a predicted model, not a curated record